GAGGCCGGGGAUUGAGAACAAUUGAAAGUGUAUACAGUCGUGUAUAAGCUGUGAAGGUCAUGUCUGACCACAAAGGACAAAAGGAGAAAAACAGGAUACAGGGUUGGGUAGUGAAAACAGGAACUUGUAGCCGCAGAGCAUAAAUGACGCCAAUAUAGGUAACCAAUGAGGAGAACCCCUUGUUCGCAUGUCCUGCGCGUGGACAAGGUGAUGUAGCCAAUAAGCUUAUGCGUGAAUGCGUGUACGGAAGUAAGACAAGCAUAAAUGUAAUCAUAGAAGCUGCAAUAAACGGAGUUAUGCAAGCUCAAUAAAAGGAGUUCUGCUUUACCUACAUCGUGUCGGUGUUCUUGCUCCCCUCCACCUGGCCGCUACAUCGUGGUGACCCCGACGUGAUACUGCACGGACGCUGCGGACGAGAGAAGGUGGAGUCAUCCCGGCUGCUUAGAAGCAGGCUGCUCGAGAAGCAGGAUCCUUGUUGUGGCCACGGCUGACCGGUGAGUCAGGCAGACUGCGGUCUGGACGGGAUGGGUGCCGCUGUAUCAGCGAUAGAACGAGCAACAGUCGACGAGUUGCUCAGUGUAGCGAGAAAGACUGGGCACACGCUCCCUCGAGCUGAGCUCGUGGACUUUUUGUAUUGGUGUCGGAGACGCGGUCUCUUGACUUCUUCUGAUCAAUUGUUUGAUAUCGAACAUUGGGAAAAAAUUGGGUCUGAGUUAUGGCAAAGUGUGCAGAACGGCCAGAAGGGGAGCAAGCAGAUGGCGCAGAUCUUCCGUAUAGUUCGGGAGAUGAUUCAACAAGUCCAUGCUGAUGCUGAAAUCGCCACUGCUUUGCAAAAAGCCCUCGAUUGUUCUACACAGCCGAAAGAAAAGGAAAAGGACGAGGAGGGAAAGGACAGUUGUUCGACGUUGAUAGACUGGGAGGCAAAACCUGAUCUUCCCCCAGCGUACCCCCCAAUAGCAGCGCCUAUGUUCCGGGGAGAGUUUGAGGAUCUCAUUCCCCCUUGGAAUCCCAACGAGACAUCUGCUGGGGCGGCUACUGCGCCUUCUGCGCCCCCUCCCCCGGAGGCUAUGGAGGUUGAUCCAGCUACAAUACCGUUACCGGAGGAGGCAAAGGCGUCCCCCCAGAAUCCUCUUGUCGACGAACUGCGGUUGCAACGAGAGCAGAUGGCUAAGUUGCUGGGGGCAAUGCAAGAAAUAGACUCUAAAGGGGGGAAGGGUAAACUGCGGGAGUUAUAUGAGAAAGCAGCCAAAGCAGUACAACAAGGGAUACAGAACAUAGAGGAGCAGCUUAAUAAGCAGGAGGUGGCUGCAUGGGGAGGCAGAGAGGGAAUCAAACAAGCCAUUUUGCAGCGUCAAUUGACGAUAGAGGAAGGGCAGCAGUUGAUACGGCGGCUUCUAGGGGCACCAGAGGGGCUUACUACGGGAGAGAAAGAACAACUGCGAAGGGCAUUAGACGGAGGUAGAGAAGAAAGAGAUGUCCGUAGGAAACUGCCUUUUGAUAGACGUGGGCCAGAUCCUUUUGAUAGGCGUGGGACAGCUGGAGUACAGGGGCCUCCGCGAGAUGAUUCCUUUGAUCCGACCAGGCGCUGGAGGGGACAAGAACAGCCUCGGUGGAUACCGGCUCGGUGGGUAAAGCCCUGGCUCUCCAAAGUGGAUGCAGCAGCAGCCAAGAAUAACGAUACAGGAAGCAAUCCGACAGCUUGACGAAACAUCACGACAGCGAAUACAGCAAAAGGUUGCCUUAGUACAGCAAAGACUACUGGGUUCGGCGGUGGUAAAGGAGGCCAUUGGAUGGUAUUACCACCAAGAACCGUCAUUGCAUAAUUGUUUGUGUAUCCUUGAUUUAUUGUCAGUCACUGUUCGCAAAGGGUGGGACGAACAGCCUUGUCUUGUAUGCCAAAGUGAGCUCUGUUUUUCCUGGGUUGCUCUAAGGUGUGGGGGUUGUAAUCACAAGAUUUGGUGGAAUCAGAAAUUAAUCACUAGGAAAUGGUGUCCAAGGUGUGAACAUAAAUAUCAAGCUAAAACGUGGGAGCAAGGGCUUUCCCAAAUUCAAUGGCGGCAAUUACACUUCGAAUCGCUAGAGCAGAAAAUAUUAGCAUAUUGUAGGUGGACGUUGGAGCUCGAAAUACACCGCCUAGAAAGUCAAGAGAAAACACACAUACUUCAAGCGCGGUGCAGUCGAAAAGUACCCCUUAGAUUUUUUACAUCAGUAGGGCCCUUUAAAGGAAGCCCUGAUAAAGCAUUGGCAGAAGCAGUUCAACAGUUUGUUAGACAUGAAGGGUAUUAUAGCACUGUUCGUGUUGCUCGCUUCUGGCACCACCUCUUGGCUGACGAAAAUUGACCAGAGGCAAAACAUGUGGAUUACAUGGGCUAACCAGACUAAUUUAACAUCUUUCUGCCUAUCUUUAGCCACACCUUCUGACCCGUUUCGUACUUGUCUCUUGGGUGUCCCUUUUCAGUCAUACACCGACCUUUUAGUCAUGCGAGGAUGGAUAAGUCCCGAGGUUCCCAUGCCCCACAAUGAAAGUCAAUUCAUAAUUCAACAUUGCCAUUAUGCAGCAAGCCUUAGCAACAAUAAAAGCACUUGGGGUAAUAAGACGUGGUGUCAGAUACAAAUUAAAUUAAAGAGUGAAAAUGGUUUAGCCUUAUACCAAUGGGGGCUUGCACUGUGGACACGUAAAAUAGUGAUGAAUCUAAAUCGUGCUGGGUUAGAACCACAAGAGUUAGAACUGUUGGGCUCCAAGCCAGGAAAUUAUUGUGUUGUCUUCGGGGACCUUUACGAUAACCCGGAGCACAAGCACCCGCUCAAUAACAGUGUGAUAGUAACCCCCUCUAAUGUUGAGAUCUACAAUUACAAAAUAGGAAGCCCCUAUUGUAUAAACGGAAUAGACUUUGUCUUUGAGCUUAACAAAUCCCCACGUCGUUUACCCCCUGCUACGUUCCUAGUCUGUGGGGACAGGGCCUGGAACGGCAUUCCUGCUAACCCAUGGGGAGGCCCCUGUUGGUUAGGCAAAUUGACCUUGUUUUCCCCACAACUAAGAGACUUACAAAACGUUACCCGUUCACCCAAAAGACAAAAAAGGAGUAUAACCAUAAUGGAUCAAAACUGCAACUCUCACUUACUUUUGUGGAAUUCCCCCAUCCAAAUCUUGGCUUCUAUCUUUGCCCCUCAUGUUUCUGCAGCCCAUGCGUUGA
Corapipo altera (White-ruffed manakin) is the source of this 3194-nucleotide messenger RNA. RefSeq names its product syncytin-A-like. The record is from RefSeq and is a predicted model, not a curated record. NCBI's taxonomy places the organism in Eukaryota, Metazoa, Chordata, Aves, Passeriformes, Pipridae. The transcript is spliced from 2 exons. The coding region runs from base 525 to 1703 and encodes 392 amino acids.